AUGUCGUCGCCAGCUGCUGAAAGGAAUGGCAGAAAGGACGAAGGGAAGGAGGGAACGCCAAUGGUUGCGGAGCAGGCUGAGGUCGUCCCUGCGCAGAAGCGGAAGAGAUCGGUCUCUCGUUCACCUGCGCCGCCCUCUCCCCACCGUCGACGUUUAUCCCCGCCCCGUGGACCUCGUUAUGAUCUUCCACCUCGAGGACCGCGCAACGAUGCUCGUCAUGACAGACCGGCUGUCCCCGACGUCGAUCUUGCCCGUGCCCGUGAGCGUGAACGCCAACUCGCAGAACAAAUGGAGAAGCGAACCGAAGAACCCGAAAAGAAGCCCUUUGACGCAAAAGCCGAAUUCGAACGUCUCAUGGAGACUCGUGCGGGUGGAACCUACGUCCCGCCCGCUCGUCUUCGGGCUUUACAGGCGCAGUUUACGGAUAAGAAUACGAAGGAGUAUCAACGUAUGCAUUGGGAGGCGUUGAAGAAGUCGAUCAAUGGGUUGAUCAAUAAGGUCAAUACGUCGAAUAUCAAGAUGAUCAUUCCGGAGCUUUUUGGAGAGAACUUGGUUAGAGGAAGGGGGUUGUACGCGAGGAGUAUUAUGAAGGCCCAAGCUGCUUCGUUGCCAUUCACACCGGUCUUGACAGCGUUGACGGCAGUGGUUAAUACGAAAUUGCCGCAGGUUGGGGAGUUGUUGCUUACGAGGUUGAUUGUGCAGUUCAGGAAGGCGUUCAAGAGGAAUGACAAAUCUGUUUGUCUUUCUUCGACGACCUUUAUUGCUCAUUUGUGUAACCAGGCUGUGGCGCAUGAGAUCGUUGCGUUGCAGAUCUUGUCGUUGUUGCUUGAGCGACCUACGGAUGAUUCGGUUGAGGUUGCGGUCGGAUUCAUAAGGGAAGUCGGUGCGUACCUUGCCGAGGUUUCACCGAAGGCGAAUAACGGAGUCUUUGACCGCUUCCGCGCUAUCCUUCACGAAGGGCAGAUCGACAAGCGGGUUCAGUACAUGAUUGAAGUACUCUUCCAGGUCCGUAAGGACAAGUACAAAGACCAUCCCAUCAUCCCUGAGGGUCUCGAUCUUGUCGAGGAAGAUGACCAGAUCACGCAUUACAUCAGUUUGGACGACGAGUUGGAUGUUCAGGAAGGUCUGGGUGUCUUCAAGUUCGACCCAGAAUUCGAAGAAAACGAAGAGAGAUACAAAGAAAUCAAGGCCGAAAUCCUCGGUGACUCAGGCGAAGAGUCAGGAUCCGACGACGAAGACGAAAGCGACGAAGAAGAAACCGAAGGUGCAGCUGUGGUCGACGAAGCCAAGCGUCAGGAAAUCCAAGACCAGACAAACACCAAUCUCGUGAACCUCCGCCGCACGAUUUAUUUGACGAUCAUGUCCUCCGUUGACUACGAAGAAUGUUGCCACAAACUCAUGCGGAUCAACAUCCCCGAAGGACAACAAAUCGAGCUAGCAAACAUGAUCGUGGAGUGUUGUUCCCAAGAACGGACAUACAGUCGUUUCUAUGGGUUAAUGGGUGAGCGAUUCUGCAAGUUGAACAGGAUGUGGACCGACACCUUCCAAAGCGCAUUCCAGACCUACUACGAGACGAUCCACCGCUACGAAUCCAACAAACUCCGCAACAUCGCAAAAUUCUUCGGACACCUCCUAUCCACCGAAGCGAUCCAUUGGCACGUCCUCUCCUGCAUCCACCUAAACGAAGACGAAACAACAUCCUCCUCCCGUAUCUUCAUCAAAAUCCUUUUCCAAGAUCUCCAGGAAUCACUUGGACUUAACGCAUUGAAAGCUGUAAUGGCAGAUCCGAUGUUGGAAGAGUGCUUCGGAGGGCUGUUUCCGAGGGAUGAGAGUCGGAACACGAGGUUUGCGAUCAAUUAUUUUACGAGUAUUGGGUUGGGGGCGGUUACGGAGGGUUUGAGGGAGUGGUUGAAGGGAAAUCCUACGAUGCGUGUCCCCUUCGGCCCAGCACUUGAUCUCAAAGUCACUCCCAUCCCAGCGAACGCCGGCCAGUCACCCUACCACGCCGCCUUCGCCCUGUCCCACUUCCUCACAAAAAGCAACCGACCACGCUCAACACUUCUCCUAACAGGCGCCGGCGUCUCCGUCGACAGUGGUAUCCCGGACUAUCGAGGUCCGACAGGCACAUAUCGGGUGAACAAGAGCUACAGACCGAUCUUCUUUUCCGAGUUUACGGAGAAACAUACGUCAAGACAACGAUAUUGGUCGAGGAGUUUUCUGGGGUAUCCGCCUGUUCAGCGAGCGAGACCGAAUGAUAUACAUAAACGUGUGGCGGGAUUAUGGAGGCACGGACAUUUGAGUCAAGUGAUUACGCAGAAUGUCGAUGGGCUGCAUACGGCGUCCUCACCGGAUGUGCCGACCUUGGAGUUACAUGGGAGUUUGCAUAAAGUGCUUUGUUUGAGUUGUAGGGGACAUAUACACCGACAGGAGUUCCAGGAGGAGCUAAAGAGGUUGAACCCGGAUUGGGCGGAGUUAUUGCGGAUGAACGAGAAAGAGCUGCAAAUUAACCCGGAUGGAGAUGUGCAGUUGCCGAAGGAGAGGAGACCGGAUGGAGAUACACAGACGGAGAAGAGUUAUGAGCAUUUCAGGUAUCCGGCAUGCAAGAAAUGUGAUGCGGCGAAGACUGAUGCGGCUGGAGCUUGGGUCGAGGGCGGCGGGAUCUUAAAGCCUUCGGUUAUCUUCUUUGGUGAGCAGGUUCCUGAAUCACACAAAAUCGCUGCGGAAAAAGCUGUGGAACAGGCGGAUCGGGUAUUGGUCAUCGGUUCUUCGUUAGCGACGUACUCGGCGUUUCGGUUGAUUAGAGCUGCCAAGGAGACGGGGAAGAGUGUUGCGGUGGUGAACUGGGGAGGACCAAUACGAGGUGAAGGAGAGAUUCUGAUAGAGGAGGAAGGAGAUUUGAGAAUACCGCUGAAGGCAGGAGCGGUGUUGGCGGAGGUGGAAAGCAUGUUGAUGGAGAAGUCGUGGACUGAGAAGGUUGCAGAAGCAGCUGAAGCUGUCGCAGCUAGGCCAUAG
Molecule: messenger RNA, 3012 nt
Organism: Saitoella complicata NRRL Y-17804
Lineage: Eukaryota; Fungi; Ascomycota; Saitoellomycetes; Saitoellales; Saitoellaceae
Product: DHS-like NAD/FAD-binding domain-containing protein
Exons: 2
Coding region: 1-3012 (1003 amino acids)
Biological process (GO): mRNA splicing, via spliceosome
Cellular component (GO): catalytic step 2 spliceosome
Molecular function (GO): protein binding; RNA binding; NAD+ binding
Source: RefSeq, a predicted model, not a curated record